ACCAAUGGCGAAUGUUACAAAUUCACCGUAGAAGUUGCAGUUGUUGUUGCCACCAUCUCCAACCGAACCUCGUGUGUUGUUUCAGAGACAUCAUAGAAGAAUGCCAGGAAUCACAGGCCCCUCCAAUUAUUCCGCAGAACCUCCUCGUCAUUCAUCUCUUCAAAUUAACUCCAAGGAACCUUUCAAUGCUGAGCCACCACGUUCUGCUUUGAUUUCCUCAUAUUUGACUCCUUCAGAUUUCUUUUACAAGCGAAAUCAUGGUCCUAUACCGGUAGUUGAUGACGUGGAAAGAUACUGUGUGUCCAUAUCUGGUUUGAUAGAAAAUCCCAAACAGCUUUUUAUGAAAGAUAUCAAGAUGCUUCCGAAGUACAAUGUCACUGCCACACUACAGUGUGCAGGAAAUAGAAGGACUGCUAUGAGCAAGACUAAAACGGUGAAGGGUGUUGGCUGGGAUGUUUCUGCUAUUGGAAAUGCUGUUUGGGGUGGUGCCAAAUUGAGUGAUGUUCUUGAACUUGUUGGAGUACCGAAGUUGACGAGGACCACUCAAUUUGGAGGAAAACAUGUUGAAUUUGUAAGCAUUGAUAAGUGUAAGGAGGAAAAUGGAGGCCCUUACAAAGCAUCAAUCCCGCUAAGUCAGGCUACAAAUCCUGAAGCAGAUGUUCUACUUGCUUAUGAAAUGAAUGGAGAACCUCUUACAAGGGAUCAUGGGUAUCCAUUACGUGUGGUUGUUCCUGGUGUCAUUGGAGCUCGGUCUGUUAAAUGGCUGGAAGCUAUCAAUAUCAUUACAGAAGAAUGCCAGGGAUUUUUCGUGCAAAGAGACUACAAAAUGUUUCCGCCAUCAGUAGAUUGGGGAAACAUUAAUUGGUCAACCAGGAGACCUCAAAUGGAUUUCCCUGUUCAGUGUGUUAUAUGUUCUCUAGAAGAUAUGUGCACAAUAAAGCCUGGGAAGGUAAAAAUUAGUGGAUAUGCAGCAUCAGGUGGUGGCAGAGGCAUUGAGAGAGUAGAUGUGUCUGUUGAUGGAGGAAAAACUUGGAUGGAAGCCUCAAGGUUUCAGAAAAGUGGCAUUCCCUACAUACCUGAUGAUGAAAACAUGAGUGACAAAUGGGCAUGGGUGCUAUUUGAUGUCACAGCUGAUAUUCAUCACAGCACUGAGAUUAUUGCAAAAGCGGUAGAUUCAGCUGCAAAUGUCCAACCUGAAAAGGUUGAAGACAUUUGGAACUUGAGAGGGAUAUUAAACAAUUCAUGGCAUCGGAUACAAGUUCAAGUCGCUGAGUCGAUAUCAUAGAAGUUGUUCGGUUGCAGAGUGUUGUUAUGGACCCUCUAUCAAGUCCUGGGCUGUAUAAUGGGCUUUACCCAAAUGAACUAAAGGGAUAGGGUUUAUUAACAAUAGCUAUGUCAGGUUUCAUAUGUAUUAUUAGGAUGUCGGUAAUUUUGAUUCAAUUUCUAAAAAUAAUUUCUCAAAUAAU
This is a messenger RNA of Gastrolobium bilobum, 1466 nucleotides long. RefSeq names its product sulfite oxidase-like. Bases 101 to 1285 code for a protein of 394 amino acids. The transcript has 12 exons. Gene Ontology annotation, molecular function: molybdenum ion binding; oxidoreductase activity. Gene Ontology annotation, cellular component: mitochondrion. The record is from RefSeq and is a predicted model, not a curated record. NCBI's taxonomy places the organism in Eukaryota, Viridiplantae, Streptophyta, Magnoliopsida, Fabales, Fabaceae.